This is a messenger RNA of Hordeum vulgare subsp. vulgare (domesticated barley), 1723 nucleotides long. RefSeq names its product protein FAR1-RELATED SEQUENCE 5-like. The coding region runs from base 902 to 1615 and encodes 237 amino acids. The record is from RefSeq and is a predicted model, not a curated record. NCBI's taxonomy places the organism in Eukaryota, Viridiplantae, Streptophyta, Magnoliopsida, Poales, Poaceae. Gene Ontology annotation, biological process: regulation of DNA-templated transcription. The transcript is spliced from 2 exons.
CAUUUUAUUUUUUGUAAUUACUAUGUUUAGUUUUUGGUGACAACAAGUAUAAAUAUGAACCGAUGAUAACUUAUUUUUUGAGGAACUAUAGCAUUUGGGUUGGCAAGGCGUCGGAUGAGAGGGGCGACAGCCCUAGCAGAGUCCCUGCGCUAGAGGCUUCAAUGCGAGCGUACGCAGAGAACAAGGUUGGAACAGUUGUUAAUCCAGCGAUAGGUACUAGCUUUGAUUCGGUUCAGGAGGCGUAUGAGUUUUACAACCUAUACUCCUGGGAGACUGGAUUUGGGGUUCGUCAUGCCAAAAGCAGAUUGAACGUGCAUCGGACAAAAUACAUGCAAGAGUUUGUGUGCGCAUGUGCGGUGAGCAUGUCUAAACAAAAAAAUAGGAUUUUUUGCAUUACACGUGAUUUCAUGUGCUGUGUUUUUUUUUAUUAAUCACUUCCCCCUGGGGGACUUUGUAGGGGAAACCGUUGCAGUCCAAUAGUCGCUCAACAAGGUCCGGGUGCGGUGCGUUGAUGCGAGUCCUUAGGUCUGAAGACAAGGGCUGGUACAUAUGUGAACACAAAACAAAGCACAACCAUGGUUUGUCGGUUAACUGUAUGGAGAAGUUGCACUGGAAGUCGCACCGGCACAUAGAUAGAUACACCAGAGACUUGGUGAAGCAACUGAGGGAAAACAAUAUUAGCCUGAGCAAGGUUUAUAGCGUGGUGGGUAGUUUGUUCGGCUCUGUGAAGGAAGUGCCAUUCACAAAAUGGUCCUUGAAAACUCUAUGUGGAAAACUUAACAAAGAGCAAUCGGAAAAUGAUGCAACAAAAACAAUCGAGGUGUUCAAUGCAAUGCGAACAGAAGAUCCUGAGUUUAAAUACAGUGUCUAGGUCGAUGACGAGGGACGAGUUAAGACUUUGAUGUGGACCACGGGCCGAAGUAUCGAGCAGUACAUUUGUUUUGGUGACGCUGUGACAUUUGAUACCACAUACAAAACAAACCUGUAUGACAUGCCUUUUGGUCUUUUUGUUGGUGUCAACAAUCACUUUCAAAGCAUAAUUUUUGGUGGGGUGCUGAUGAGCGAUGAGAAAAUUGACACUUUCAAGUGGAUAUUCACAGAGUUCUCCCACAUGGUUGGGGCUCCACAGCCACGGACAAUACUCACAGACCAGGCUCGCGCCAUGGAGGUUGCUAUAGAUGAAGUCAUGCCGGGCACGACGCAUCGAUGGUGCAAGUGGCACGUUCUGAAGAAAGCAAAGGAAUGUCUGGGAUCAUUACUGGGAAAGGGUAGUGAAUUCAAACAGGAGUUCAACAAGAUCGUAAAUCACAUAGUUAGUGUGAGCGAAUUUGAGGAUGGUUGGUCAUGUAUGGUUCAGAAACAUGGUCCACAAACGAAUGCGUUCCUCACGCAGAUAUAUGAGACCCGGAUGAAAUGGGCCAAGCCCUAUUCCAUGGACGUCUUCUGCGCAAAGAUGACCAGCACGCAGCGCAGUGAAAGUGCAAACCAUUUGCUCAAAGGUUAUGUGCCCGCAGGUUCUCCAGUGCACUUGUUCGUAAGACAGUAUGAAAAGAUGCAGUUUGACAAAGAUUCAGAAGAGAGUUACCAAGAGAAGAGGACCAAGCUGGUAGGAUAGCACAAAAAAAAAGGAUUGGUGUUGCCCCUAUUUUUUGAUUUGCAUUAUAAAAAAAUACAGUUGCGAUGCGUGCUGAUUAUUUAUUUUUCCAACCGCAGGGGGGUCUUG